UAUAAAACAUACCAAUUUAGGGGUUGUUUUUUUCAUGCAAACUAAUAAUUGUGAAUUUCUGAAAUACCCUCCGCCAAGGUAAACGUUGUUUUUAUGGUGGUGUGCUUUAAUUCUGUUUAACUAUAAUGUGUCCUAAAUUAGACUUUUAUUUCCUCAACUGAUUCCCUGUUUCUCUGAUUCCAUGUUUUCUACCCGGCCACACCAUCUGGACUGCCUGUUCACUGGGAAAUCACCCUCCAUUGGAAAUGAUUGGCUACCAUGACAACAGAGCCAAGCACUGUGAGUGAGGCAGCCACAGAGGGCAAGCAGAAGACCAGCGGUGGUGGCUCUGAACCCAAAUCUGGGCCGGCGAACAAGCAGAAGACCAGCGGUGGUGCGCCUGCACCCAAAUCUGAGCCGGCGAACAAGCAGAAACAAGCGGCAGCAGCGUCUGAGCAGGAAGGGGUUCAGGCGAGCAAGAAGGCCCAGGAGCAGGCUGCCGAGCCUGGGCCUGCGAAUGAAGCCAGCUCUCCUGAAGAGGAGCAGCUGAAGCCUCGGACCAGGACCUCUGCCGGCAAAGGCCUCUCUCGCCUCUUCUCUUCUUUCCUGAAACGUCGGUCGCAGUGCUCCGAGGGCGAGGGCUUCGAGGCCGAGAAGGCCAAGGACGAAAAAGCUGAAAAAGAACAGAAAACUGACAAGGUAGAAGAUGAGAAGGUGGAAGAGGUGAAGAAGGAAGACACGGAGGCUAAAGCUGUGGAGGAAAAACCAGAGGUCAAAGAGGUUAAAAAGAACGAGGAAGAGAAAAUAGAAGAAAAAGAAGAGAAGAAGAAAGUAGAGGAAAAAGUUGAGAAGAAGGGCAGUAAAAAGAAAAAGAAAGAAGCAAAAAAGAAAGCAGCAGAUAAGGAUGAAGAGAAAGUAAAAGACGAGACGAAAAAAGAAGAAGAAAAGAAAGAGGAGCCAAAAGAGGAGAAGGCAAAACCAGUUGUAGAAAAGGGGGAAAAAGAAGAAGAAGAAGAAAAGAAGGAUACCCCUGAGAUCAAAGAAAAAGAGGCAGAAACUGGAAAGAAGGAAGAAGAAAGAGUUGACAAGAAGGUGGCUAAGAAAAAAGAAAGAGAAGAAAAAAUAAAGAGAAAGGAAGAGGAGAAGGCAAAAAGGAAAGCAGAGGAAGAAGAGAGGGUAAAAAAGAGAGAAGAGGAGAAAACAAAGAAGAGAGAAGAAGAAAGAGCAAGAGAGGCUGAAAAAACAAAAAAGAGAGAGGAGGAGGAAGAAAAAGUGAAAGAAGAAAAGGUUAAAAACGAGGAGGAGAAAGCAAAAGACGAAAAGGGAAAAAAGACAGAGGACAAACCAAAAGAGGAGUCCAAAAAAGAAGAGGAGGACCUGAAAGAAGAGACUAAGAAGAAAAAGAACGAGGAGGAGAAGGGAAAGACCGAAGAAAAGCAGCAGAAGGAAGAGGACAAGGGGAAGAAGAAGGAAAAGGGGAAAAACAAAGGGAAGAAGGAGCCCAUUGAGGAAAAAGUGAAAGCACCAAUCGCUGCUCCAGAAGCUGAGCUUAAAACGGAGCCAGACGCCGAACAGGCUCCAGAUCAGCAAUCAAUAAGCAGCGCAGAGACACAGCCUGUUCCAGGGGAACCGAAGCAGGAGUCUGACAUAAAGAAGGAGCCUGAAUUAGUGAAGGAAGUGAAAAAGGAGGACACGGAUAAAAGGGAGGAGGAACCAGCAGAACAGCAGGAGGUGACCAAAGGAGAAGGAAAAACAACGGAGGGGGCGAAGAAAGAGAAACCGGUUAAAGACAAGAAGACGGAAAAGAAGCCAGAGGAGACGAAAGGCUCCAAACGUCAGAAAACCAUGCAGUGUAAAGUCACCUUGCUGGACGACGCUCAGUUCGAGUGUGAGCUUGAUAAACAUGCUAAAGGUCAAGAGCUUUUGUCAAAGGUGUGUGACCAUGUCAACCUGCUGGAGAAAGAUUACUUUGGUCUCUCUAACUGGGAAACUCCAGCCGGCAAGAUAUGGCUGGACCCCUCUAAAGAGAUCCGGAAACAGGUUCCUGGUGCCGUGUAUGAGUUUACAUUCAACGUGAAGUUCUAUCCUCCUGAUCCAGCGCAACUCACAGAAGACCUCACCAGGUAUUUUCUGUGUCUCCAGUUGAGGAAGGACAUCAUGCGUGGCGUUCUUCCCUGUUCCUUUGUCACACUGUCCCUGCUGGGCUCCUACACAGCCCAGUCAGAGCUGGGAGAAUAUGACCCAGAGCUUCACGGAGCCGACUACGUUAAAGAUCUGAGUCUGGCUCCUGGACAGAGCAAAGAGCUGGAAGAAAAAGUGAUGGAGCUGCACCACACAUACAGGUCAAUGACUCCAGCCCAAGCAGACAUGCUGUUUCUGGAAAAUGCAAAGAAACUUGCUAUGUAUGGCGUUGACCUGCACCAAGCCAAGGAUCUUGAUGGAGUGGACAUAACGCUGGGGGUUUGCUCCGGCGGUCUAAUGGUUUACAAGGACAAACUGAGGAUCAACCGCUUCCCUUGGCCCAAAGUGCUGAAGAUAUCCUACAAACGCAGCAGCUUCUUCAUCAAAAUCAGGCCGUCGGAGCAAGAGCAGUAUGAGAGCACCAUAGGAUUCAAGCUGCCCAACUACAAAGCCUCAAAGAAACUGUGGAAAGUUUGCGUUGAACAUCAUACCUUCUUCAGGGUUUCAGCAGUGGAGACUCCGGCAUCACGUCGCUUCCUGAGCUUGGGCUCUAAGUUUAGGUACAGUGGUCGCACUCAGGCCCAGACCCGCCAGGCGAGCUCCAUGAUUAUCCGUCCGGCCCCUCGCUUCGCACGCUCUGCAAGCAAGAGGCUGUCACGAACCCUAGAUGGAGCUGGAGAUGAAACUCUCCAGUUUCUGCAACAACUCUCAGCAUCAACCAGGUGUGAGACUGAUGAUUGGUCCUCACUGGUGGCUUCUGACAAAGCCCAGUCUUCUCCUGCGUUCCCAGCCAGCAGGGAGUCUGAGCAGACUCUUGCUCAGUUCUGGGAGGGGGGACGGUCCGUUCAAACAUUCACAGUGACCGGGCAGGUCACCGUGACGGAGUACAGUGGCUCUCAGACCUUUACCCAGUCAGUCAAUCAGCCCAUGCAGGAUCUGGCAGUCGAUGUGCAGCAGCAGAGGAGAGAUGAAGAUCAGCGGUCCAAACUUCUGCAGCGUCAUCCUCCCUUUUCCUCCGUUCCUCCUGCUGAUUUUGUCAAACAGCCAGCCAAACUCUUUCCGGACCGAGUGUUGCAGCCAGCACUGACGCAGCAAGACGAUUGGUUCCUGUGCUUUGACCGAGUCUACGGCUCGUCCUCUAAACAGCUGUUUGAAAAGCCUGCGUCUGAAUACCAUCUCCACGUGGAGAAGCAGGGUAUCCCAGAGGAUGAACAGGAAGUUACCACUGUGAAAGUUACUGAGACGCGUCAGGAAACACUUAUCCUGGUAGAUAAACUGAGAGAGGCGGAGGUUUUACAAAGCAGGAUCAGAGAAGUGAGGGACCUGGAGGGAAGGCUCCAAGAGGUUGAUGAGAUGGCAGAGAAACUUCAGAAGGUCAUAGAGGAGGAGUUGGGAAAGGAGGAGGUGGACAAGCUAAGAGAAGAAGAGAUUUAUUUGGAGCAGGAGCAACGAUUGACAGGUCAAACAGAAGUGGUGGUAAGGAGAACUGUGAGGAUGAUGGAGACAGAAGAGGAGGACUUGGAUGAACAAAUAAAGAAGGUGUUUUUGAAAGGUUUGUUGUCUGAAGAGGAAGAAGAGCAGGAGGGGGAGAGGAUGACACAAGAGGGCCUGAUAGACGACAGCUUGAGAGAGAAGCUACGUCAGAUAGAAAAAGAAUGGCAAGAGGAGGUGGAGGAGAAGUUCAGCCCUCCAGAUGUUGCUGGCAUCACUUCUGCGGUGGAGUUUCAGCAGGUUGAACGUAGGACUAAGAAAGUAACCAUCGUAGAGGAGAAGGGGCCAUCGGCCGUGACAUCAGAAAAAGAAUGGCAGGGGGAAGUGGAGGAGAAGUUUAGCCCUCCAGAUGUUGCUGGCAUCACUUCUGCAGGAGCGUUUCAGCAGGUUGAACGUAGGGCUAAGAAGAAAGUAACCAUCGUAGAGGAGAAGUGGGCGUCUGGUGUGACAUCAGACAUGGGAGAGUUAGUGGAGGAGAGGACACAGACGGAGGUUACAGAGAGUCAGGUAGAGGAUCAGGUGCCAUAUAAAGAUGAUUGGUUCAAACUUUUCCACCAUCCUCCAUACAAGGCAGUUAUCAGACCACCAGUUGCUGGCGUGGAGAGUGCUCAGGUGGAGGGGAGUGAGUAUUUCAGCUAUAGGAUUGUGGAGACGACAGAGGUUGUAGUAGAGGAGAAGCAAACAAGAGAAAGGGAUGUUCAACAUCCGCCAGAGAUCCUUCAACAGCCGCCAUUGGUUGAAGUUGUGGAUGACUGGUCUGUGUUGCUGAAUGUUUCUCCCAGAGAAUCCGCUUACGUACCACCAGUUACAUCAGUUUUAUCAACGGGAAGAGCGCAGCUGGACCGUGAAAGUACUGGCUCUGUCGUUGGAGCUGCGUACGUGGAAAAGGUGGUGGUGGUGGAAGAGAGACAGAUAGUACAAGAGACUCCAGGGUAUCUGGAAGAAGUCCCCCAGAAGCCAGUGGCAGACAGAGAGGAUGACUGGUCCGUGUUGCUGAAUGUUGCUCCCAGAGAAUCUGCUUACGUACCACCAGUUACAUCAGUUGUAUCAACGGGAAGAGCGCAGCUGGACCGGGAAAGUAUUGGCUCUGUCGCUGGAGCUGCGUACGUGGAAAAGGUGGUGGUGGUGGAAGAGAGACAGAUAGUACAAGAGACUCCAGGGUAUCUGGAAGAAGUCCCACAGAAGCCAGUGGCAGACAGAGAGGAUGACUGGUCUGUGUUGCUGAAUGUUUCUCCCAGAAAAUCUGCUUACGUACCACCAGUUACAUCAGUUAGAUCCACGGGAAGAGCGCAGCUGGACCGUGAGAGUAUGGGCUCUGUCGUUGGAGCUGCAUACGUGGAAAAGGUGGUGGUGGUGGAAGAGAGACAGAUAGUACAAGAGACUCCAGGGUAUCUGGAAGAAGUCCCCCAGAAGCCAGUGGCAGACAGAGAGGAUGACUGGUCCGUGUUGCUGGCUGUUCCUUCAAAAGAGACCUCAUAUGUACCACCAGUGAUUCCAGAGGGCCGAUCUCUAAAGGAGGAUAUAGUUGUUGAGCAGAGAGAAAAAAGGAUUGUCGUUGCAUUAGUGGACACAGAAAUAAAACAAGUAUCAACCGUGAUACAGGAUGACUGGUUUGAGCUGCUGGAGGUUCCUGUCAGAGAAGUUAUAUCUGUGCCCACAGUUUCCAUGACCAAACAUGCUCAGGCAUAUCAGAGGGAAAGCAUUUCUGCUGUGGCUCAGGUCCAGGCAGUAGAGUCCAGGAGAGAGGUUGUAGUUGUGGUGGCAAAGAAAGAGGCUGAGAGGCUUCCACAGCAGGAAAUAUUCCAGCCAGUGACGGAGCGAGAGGAUGAUUGGCUUUUGCUGCUGGAUGUUGUUUCUAAAGAGACUUCUUAUGUGGCGCCAGUUUAUGUGCCUGCACCGACUAAACUCUAUCCAGAUGUUCCAGCUGAAACAAAACGUGUAGAGAAGAGGUUGUUUCAGAUUGGUCUUGAUCAGGUUAGAACUCAGGACGCCCAGCCACUGCCGCAGCGGGACGAUGACUGGUUUAUUCAGUUUGAUGCUAUUCGUGAAAAGCCCGCCGUAACACCAACAGUCACUCCAGCUGAAGUUGUUCAGGACGUGAAGAAGACGUUAAAGGUUGAGGUGACAAAAGCAGAGACUAGAACAUACAAGAAGGUGGUAUUUGCCGUGGACGACAUGCAAGUCGGGACAGGGAUUUCUGGAAUUAGACCGAGCCAAAUUCCACCACAGUCUGAGAGAGAAGGAGGGGAUGAUUGGGUCGACCUGUUUGGCGUCACCCGAGAAAAACCACCCACCACACCAGCAGUGUCAGUUCCUGUGGUUCGGCCUGCCGUUAAGGUGGCAGCAAUCGCUGAACCAAAACCACGGCUCACCGUGGAGGAUGUGCGGCCACCUGUGGGGUCGGCUGGCGCACUGCAAUUACCAAAAGUAGAUGAUGACUGGUUUGUCCUGCUCCAUGCUCCAGCUAAAGUAUCAGUGGCUGUUGAUGACCGCGUUGGUUUGCGUCCUGAAGUGAAACCAGCUAAAGAGUUGCGCGUCUCCGAGCGGAGAGUUACGAUAGUGAAGGAGGCGCAGCAGCAGAGGGAGGUGGUGCCGGCGCGUCCAGCGCUGGCAGAGCUGGAGGAUGAUUGGUUUGUUUUCCUGGAUGUGUCCCCUAAGAAAGAAGCCGCUGCGCAUGAACGAAUCCAGAUCCCAGCAGGUGUCAGACUUCCAGCUCCUGCAGCCGCAACAACCGCAACAAGGAUUGCUAUUUCUGAGAAGAGACCACAGUUUGAGCAGCGAAUCCUGGCAGAACGGCAACCGCUCACACAAACACGUCUCAGUGAUGAUUGGUUUGUUCUGCUAGAUGUUGACCUCAAAAAGUCAGUUGUGAGCACUCAGAGGGGCGCCCGUCCUGUCAGCGCUCCAGUCUUCUCCCAGGCCGCUCUGGCGGAGGCCGGGAUCCCGAUGGCUCCAUUCGAGCAGCCCCAGACCUCCACCCCCAUCAAGACCAGCCGCCAGGAGGACAGGAAGCUGGAGGUCACCGUAGAAGCUGUGGAGCCUUCAAAGAUUGAGGCCGUGGCAGAGGUGAAGCAGAGAGAAGUAGACUCUUCACUGAUCUCCACCAUCAAUGGGGACAUUCAGCACGAGUUUGAGAAGACGAGCGUGGAGGGCGUGAAAAUGCGAAAGAAAAGAGCUAAGAAAAUUGAGGGUGACUCAAUUUAUGUCAGACAUAGCCUUUUAAUGCUGGAGGAGUUCGAUAAGCCUCAGGAGGAACUGCUCAGGCACCACGCCAGCAUCAGCGAGCUGAAGAGGAACUUCAUGGAAACCGUCCCGGAGCCGAGGCCGAGCGAGUGGGACAAGCGCCUGUCCACACACUCUCCGUUCCGCACCCUGGGCAUCAACGGUCAGCCGCUGCCAAGUGCUGAUGGGAGUGUGUGCAUUAGUCCUCUGUGCAAAGGUUCUGAGACAAAGGCUGCUCACAAGGAAACCUGCAGUAGUUUGGACUUUUCAGGCAUACCCAGUUCCAUUUUGAGCCCCAAGAGGGAGCCUGGUAGCUCUGAAGCCCUCAGUGUUCCCGCUGAGGAAGAUUCAAGUGAUCAAGAGGAGGUUGUAGUUUUUGAGACCCUCAUGGUACCAGUUGUAGAGGUGGAAAUGGCACAGCUGGUUCCUUCCUUUGAGCCCUCCUGUAGAGCUUUAGAUGAGAUCCAGGAGGAAGAAGGAUCAUGUCCCGAAGUCUCAGAGUUUUCUGAGAGGAUACUUGGCUCUUCCCCGGCUUCUUAUUUCUGGAGUGAUGGUCCACAGGUCGUACGCUGCUCCCAGCCCCCUCUGGUGCAGACCCAGACUGUCACCAUCACAGCCGUCUCCAACUCCUUAUCCAGCGACAUCUCCACCAGAGAGGUGCCUAUUGUCCCGACCAAGACCGUCACCUACGAGUCUUCAAAGGCAACAGUUGACGGAGCAGAAGAGAACAAAGAUGGCUCAGCAGUAUCUAGUUCCAAGACAGUUACCUCAGAGACGACCAGCGGCAGCGCAGUCACCACCACCACCACGAAAAAGGUAAUAAAAAGUGGAUCCACAGAAACUCGCAUGGAGAAGAGAAUCGUUAUAACUGCCGACUCGGAUAUUGACCAGGAGAAGGAGAAGCACAGCGGAGCAUCAUCAUUGUAACCAAGACCCUCCGUCAUCGUUUGGCUCAUCACCUCUGAAAUCCUUCUGUUAAACAGCAACACACAACAUACACGAACCAACUUCAUCUGCUCACAAAAGAAAAAUCUCCAAAAACUGCACCCGAAAUGAUUGACAACAGUAGAUGAAACUUUGUCCUCUUUGUUUGGUUUAUUUCCAGUUGUUCUUAGUAGGUUAGGACUGCACAUUGCUGAUCGGAUGCUUAUCUUCCUGGUGUUGUACAGGCUCAGCAUGAACACUUUCAUUGGUUUUAAAGAAAUCAGCAUCAUCAGUUGAAUGAUCUCAGUUAUGUUUGCUUUUAUUUUCUUAGUGCUUGUUGAUUUUAUACAAAUACACGUCACUCUCGGCAGGAUUUGUUCCCCUGGUGCUGCAAGGAAAAAUGUUAAAACAGCAUUGAAAUGGACUUUUGUUUACUUGUCUGUUUAAUUCAGGACACUUUUUUGUGGCAUACCUCGCAUUAAUAUGUGAACAAAGGUAUUCUGUGGUCACGUUUGGCCAGAUUCUUAGGUUUUGUUCACUGCUCAGGUACAAAAAACUAAACUUCAGUCUCUCAUUCUCUAACCAGCCAAGAACCAGUAGCCUACACAUUCUUGUAAAGUUUGAAUUAAAAUUGAUCUAUUUUGAAAUGUCUCUAUUUUAUAGGAGUAUGGUUUUUAUAGUAUUUGUAAAAUUUGACGUUUUUAAGUUAUUCAUAUUCAUGGAUUAAAUCGCAGGUUACCACUGAGCCGUUUGCUGAAUUUUGAGUUGUUUUAAUACGUCUCACGUGAUGCCCUGAAUUCCUGUUAUUCAUUUCCUCUUGUGAUGCAUCAAGUUUAUUUAACAACAUUAGAGCGCUUUUGUUUUGUUCAAUAUCAUAGAUUUCAGAAUUACUUAGAACAUAUUUGGUUGACAUAAGGUUUUACUAGCUCUGGUCUGUUUAUCUCAGGUUUUGAUAUUCUUUGUAAGACCACAGACCUCCAUAUGAUUGUAUGAAGAAUGUCCAUGUAUGUAUAUCCAGCUCUAAUGUAAAAUGUUCACUGAUGUUCAGGCAAGUGAGGUCAACAUAAGUAAAAGCUCAUCUGUCAAAAAAAAACAAAACCCACAUGUAUGAAAUGAAGGCAGCUGUCCUAAUAUAUGUGGCUUUGCCCUUCCCCGUCUUUUUAUUUUAUUUUAAACAUGUUCUGCUAUACAGUAAUUUAUUUGUACAGUAGGAACUGUUUGUGAUUUUGAUGUACUGUGAUGUCUGAACACAAGCUUCCAGGCCUCAGCUAGAGAUGUCAAAUAUUGAAUACAUUACCAAGUUUGUAAAGCCUUUUUGAAGUAGAUGCCUCUCACUUGCUGUUUUCCUGCACUUUUCCAUGAGGAAAGUAUGAAUCCCUGUUUAGAUAACCUGUUUGUUAGCGAACUGAUUUGAACCCAAACAGAAACCAUCGGUAUUGUAGCUACUUGACAAAAAAAAAAACAUUUACCAGUGACAAAGUAGUAUUUCACAUUAAGGAAAACUAGUUUUUAGACAGAAAAUUAUUGUUGCUUUGUGACUUAUCCCUGUCUUUUUAUGAAAAAAAUAAAAUAUGCGUUACUUGG
Messenger RNA from Cololabis saira (Pacific saury), 9381 nucleotides. RefSeq lists its product as uncharacterized. Bases 259 to 7800 code for a protein of 2513 amino acids. The transcript has 35 exons. Gene Ontology annotation, cellular component: plasma membrane; cytoskeleton. Gene Ontology annotation, molecular function: actin binding; structural molecule activity. The record is from RefSeq and is a predicted model, not a curated record. Lineage: Eukaryota; Metazoa; Chordata; Actinopteri; Beloniformes; Belonidae. Gene Ontology annotation, biological process: cortical actin cytoskeleton organization.